This is a messenger RNA of Pygocentrus nattereri (red-bellied piranha), 1833 nucleotides long. RefSeq names its product microfibril associated protein 2 (gene mfap2). Gene Ontology annotation, cellular component: microfibril. The record is from RefSeq and is a predicted model, not a curated record. The transcript is spliced from 9 exons. Gene Ontology annotation, biological process: embryonic eye morphogenesis. Lineage: Eukaryota; Metazoa; Chordata; Actinopteri; Characiformes; Serrasalmidae. Bases 151 to 633 code for a protein of 160 amino acids.
GCCUCGGGGAACGCGGGGUCUGCGCUAGGACCCGGUGGACCGCGGAGAGACGGUCAGUUCCAGGCUCGCACGGCGGGACGGAGAGCGCACUCGGGGAACAGUCGAGGCACCUGAAGCGUGAGUGAGUCUACCUCCCCACACACACACACGAUGAGAGCCAGCGUCCUCCUCCUGCUGGGUCUGCCCGUCAUCCUGGCGCAGACAUUUGACUACAGUGAUGACCCGUUCAAAUUUGCCGAGCCUGAUUACAGCCCGUAUGAUUCACAGUAUCCACAGCUGCUCUCCCGGCAGGGGAUACGAGAGCCAGAAGUUGGACAGACUGAAGCUGAAUUACAGCUGACAGAGCCCACAGAGCCAGGACCACUGGACUGCCGUGAGGAGCAGUACCCCUGCACCAGGCUCUACUCCGUCCACCAGCCCUGUAAACAGUGUCUCAACAGCAUCUGCUUCUACACUGCGCGCAGGGUGUAUGUUAUAAAUAAGGAGAUCUGUGUGAGGACUGUCUGCGCUCAUGAGGAGCUGCUGAGAGCUGACCUGUGCCGUGACCAGUUCUCCCGCUGUGGUGUGGCAGUACUGACUGGCCAGUGUGCGGCGAUGGGGAGCAGCUGUGUGAAGAGCUGUGGAGGAUGUUAGAGAUGACCACUACGACACCGCCCAAAUACUGCCUGACCAAACCCACACCCCUCCACCCAAAGAAGAACACUGCCCAACCAAACCUACACCUUUAAUCCAGUCCCCCUCUGCAGGCUCCGCCCACAAUCGUGCUCUUUCAUAGCUACUGUUGGACAGGCUUUACAGUCCCAUCCACCCUAAAGAGUUCAGGUCAGCUGUUUAGAGCGCUGGGUUUAAAGUGCUCCUCUGGACUGCGGUGUUGUAGCCAAAACUAGACAAGUUGACAACAAUGACAUUAGCCAAAACACACACACACACACACACACACACACACACACACACACAUGUCCAACGCUCCUAGCAUGCUCCGCCCCUCGGACAGAACUAACAUCCAAAUCCAGCUUUUAUGUGAAGUUAACUAGAUCGGACAAAUCGGCAAACAGACGGACGGACAAAGCGACGUGGACUGAUCGACGAGUGAACGGGUGACCUGCAGCUAGACAGGUGGGCUUUGGUUGUGCAGGGUUAGCUUCGGCUUGCUGAGCUUCUCUAGCUCUGAAAGUGGGCGGGGCCAGAGACGCAGCCUUGUGAUUGGUCAGGCGGAUGCUUACGGAAGCGUUACCCAAGGUUAAUUACCAGUUUAGCUACAUCGAGAGGAGAGAAACACGGUGAACUGUAUUGGUCAUUCAUUGGUCACUGGAACGCUACUCAAAGGGUUCAGUUGAACGUGCUGGUUUCUUUGCCGGCGUGGAGCGAACGCCAGGCGGUAGCACUCACAGGAGCAGCGGAGGAGAGGACUCGCUCUCUGCCCUGGUUACGUUAGCCUCAGUGAGCUAAUCGGCUUGCCAUGCAAACUCUGAAAUGCAAAAGAUUGUUGAAGAAAUUCCAUCAUAACAUCCAUAAUGUGGGAAUUAUCGCUCCGGGUGGAUGUAAACUUACCGUAGAGCCGAACUAACGCUAACGAUGCUAACGAGCUAACGAUAUGAAGUCGUAUCAGCAGUCGUGUGGAGCAGGAGGAGCAGUUCAUAACUUAAAGCCCACAAAUCAAAUAUACAUGGUUUUAAAAUCUGAAGCAGUCUAAAGUAGUUUAUAGCUACAGCUAUUAAUGGAUAAAUAAGUAAAGGAACUAUUCUACAGUUUCUCAUUAGGCUGAAUGAAUAACCAGCUCUAAAUGUAGGUAUUGUGAUAUAAACCGAGUCCGUUCUACAGUUUCUCGUUAGA